Messenger RNA from Maniola jurtina (meadow brown), 4623 nucleotides. RefSeq names its product kinesin-like protein Klp10A (gene Klp10A). Gene Ontology annotation, biological process: microtubule-based movement. Gene Ontology annotation, molecular function: microtubule binding; microtubule motor activity; ATP binding. The transcript has 16 exons. The coding region runs from base 387 to 2657 and encodes 756 amino acids. NCBI's taxonomy places the organism in Eukaryota, Metazoa, Arthropoda, Insecta, Lepidoptera, Nymphalidae. The record is from RefSeq and is a predicted model, not a curated record.
AUCAAAUUGUGUUUUGUGAAUAGUGAAGGCACUUUGAAUUUUGGAUUUUUAAGUUUUAACUGAAACAAUUUAAGAUUAGUGCAUCAAAAUAUUUUCAGAACCUAAUAUAGUUUUUAUUUAUUAAUUAUCAAAUCAAUUGCAUUUUUUACAAUUACAUUCAUAAUGAAGAGUGAUUGAUUUGACUGUUGUACCGAAAACAAAUUUGAAACGUUCCAGUCUGAAGUGUGUAGCUAGCUCGAUAUAACUGUCAAUCUGGGUGUAGAAAUUUAUUUGUAAUUUUCACCGGUUCUCAUGUGCAAUUUCCGAAUGUGUUAGACUAUUUUUAAACCACCGUUCCUUGCGAAAUAAUGUUAUUUAGUGUAUGUGGUGUAUAAAGCAGUGCAAAAAUGGAUGACGGUUCCGUUAAAAUUCAGUCCGGGAUCAACAUCAACAUAAAAAGAACAGAUGGACGGAUCCACUCAGCCAUAGUGUCGGGCGUAAACCAGGAGUCGCGGUCGGUGACGGUGGAAUGGUACGAGCGCGGGGAGACCAAGGGCAAGGAGGUGGAGAUCGACUCCAUCCUCGCGCUCAACCCCGAGCUCAUCGGCACGAGGCAGCAGACGCCGCACCUGCAGCCCAUGCCCAACAGACUGGCCAGGGAACCGUCGGGCUCCUCGUCCGACGACGGCGGGUUCCUGCGCGACGGCGUCGAGUGCGAGACCACCGGCGACUCGGGGCACACGCUGCCCGUGCGCAACUCGAGAUCGGACAUGACACGACAGUCUAUCCCGGUUGCUACAAAAGCGCCGACGCGCGUCACCCGCAACAACCAGACGCGGGCGUCCAACGUGGGCGCGGCGUACACCAACGGGCACGGCGGCGACACGACGGGGCGGCGCGGCGUCGAGAACGUGCCGCCCGCGCCGCAGCCGCAGCCCGUGCCCAACUCGCGCAUCACGCAACAGUUCAACCAGCCAGUAACGUCAGCGAGGCCGGCGGCCGUAGCGAGUACAGUGUCGGUGCCACAUGCAGUGGCUUCUGGUGCCGUGCGGAGAUCCAAUGUAGUGAAGGAGGUUGAACGACUGAAAGAGAACCGGGAGAAGCGGAGACAGAGACAAGCCGAGCUGAAGGAGGAAAAGGAAGCCCUUAUGAACAUGGACCCAGGGAACCCGAACUGGGAAUUCCUGGCCAUGAUCAGAGAAUACCAGAACACCAUAGACUUCAGGCCGCUCAUCGGCAACGAACCCGUGGAAGACCACCAGAUCACCGUGUGCGUGAGGAAGAGGCCACUCAACAAGAAAGAGAUGGCGAAGAAAGAGGUGGACGUAAUUAGUGUACCAACAAAAGAUCAGAUGAUAGUCCAUGAACCCAAAAACAAAGUAGACCUUACAAAAUACCUCGAAAACCAGAAGUUCCGAUUCGACUACGCCUUCGACGACUCCUGCACCAAUGAAGUAGUUUACAAAUACACAGCCAAGCCACUGGUGCAGACCAUCUUCGAGGGCGGCAUGGCCACGUGUUUCGCGUACGGGCAGACCGGCUCCGGCAAGACUCACACCAUGGGUGGGGACUUCCAGGGCAAGAUGCAAGACUGCAAGAAGGGCAUCUACGCGAUGGCGGCGCGGGACGUGUUCAUGUACCUCAAGUCGCCCAAGUACAAGCCGCUCAACCUCAUCGUGUCCGCUUCCUUCUUCGAGAUAUACUCCGGAAAGGUUUUCGAUCUAUUAGCGGACAAGGCGAAACUGCGAGUGUUGGAGGACGGGAAGCAGCAGGUGCAGAUAGUGGGCCUCACCGAAAAAGUGGUGGACAACGUGGACGAAGUACUCAAGCUCAUACAGCACGGCAACGCGGCGCGGACAUCUGGGCAGACGUCAGCAAACUCGAACUCUUCGCGGUCGCACGCCGUGUUCCAAAUAGUUGUUAGAUCGCCCGGCAUGCAUCGCGUGCACGGGAAGUUCUCCCUCAUCGACCUCGCGGGCAACGAGCGCGGUGCUGACACCUCCUCCGCCAACCGCCAGACGCGCAUGGAGAGCGCAGAAAUCAACAAAUCCCUCCUAGCGCUAAAGGAGUGUAUCCGUGCGCUCGGUAUGAAGGGCAACAACCACUUACCAUUCCGAGUGUCGAAGCUCACGCAGGUGUUGCGCGACAGUUUCAUCGGCGACAAGUCGCGCACCUGCAUGAUCGCCAUGAUCUCACCCGCCAUGUCCUCGUGCGAACACUCCCUCAACACGCUGCGAUACGCCGACAGAGUGAAAGAACUAGGAACUUCAGAAGGCAGCAGAGGUCGCGCCGAGUCGCCGCAGGCUGACGUCGAAAUGGAACCUGCAAACGACGACCUCGCACACUUGCGAUCCCUUAACGAAGGCGACAUGUCAGCGGAGAUGUACACGUUCCACGAAGCGAUAGACGAGCUGCAGCGCGCGGAGGAGGAGGUGCUGGACAACCACAAGGCCAUCAGCGACUACCUGCAGUGCGCGCUCAACCGCUGCCUCACGCUGCUGGCCAUGACGCGCGACGUGGACUACGACCAGGACGCGUACGCGACGCAGUGGGAGGACCAGCUCAACGAGCAGCUGGCCGUGCUGGCGCAGUCGCGCAACCUGGUGUCCGAGUUCCGCGCCAAGAUGACGCAGGAGGAACAUAUAUCGCGCCGCAUGCACCCGCCGCGCCCGCACUAGCCGCGGAUGCGUGCGAGCAUACGUGCGUAUGUGCGUGCAUACGUGCGUGCGUGCGUGCGUGUGUGCAUGCGUCUACGUAGUGUCGAUGCCGACAACUCAAGUACAAUGCGAUCAAAGAGAAUACGAAUGUCAGAGGUUUCAUCUUUCAACCUGUCGACUGUCACUUCUGAAUAGUACGGAUGCUUCAUUCUACUUUAUUUAACUAAGUUGAUCUUGAGACCUAUAGAGUGCACCUUGACUUAGGCUGGGAUCUAAUAGAGCGUAUUUUGACUUUCACUCAGACUUUACUUGGAAAUAAAACGAGACAGAUUUUGUAUUAUUUAUUGGCUUACUGAUUUAAUUGGCUUCAGCUGUCAAAAUUAAAGGUUUUCAAAUAUAUUAUAGGCUUCAGCUGUCAAAAUUUUAAAUGUUUUCAAGUAUAUUAUUGGCUUAAGCUGUCAAAAUCAAACGUUUUCAAAUCUAUAAUUAGCUUUAGCCGGCCAAAUUAAACGUUUUCAAAUUUAUUACUGAUCGAUUGCAGAUAGACAUGUUGCAAAGUUAAAAAGUAUUCUAUUAUUGGCUUCAGCGGGCCAAAUCAAACGUUUUCUAACUCGCUUCGGCUGUCCAAAUUAAAUGUAAUAAUCAUCACCUUAUCUUCAGCUGCCAAAAUAGUAUAUGUGCUGAUUGCUUUAUUUAGGCUGAUUGCGAUUGCUUUGUGCAAUUACUCCACGGGAGGAUAUGGAACGCCCUUCCAGCAUCAGCUUUCCCCUCCACUUUUAAUAUGGGUACCUUCAAGUCAAGAGUGAAUAGGCAUCUUCUAGGCAAGCGUGCCCCAUCUUAGGCUAAAUCAUCACUUGCCAGCAGGUCUGAUUGUAGCCAAGCGUUAAUCUAUAAAUUAAAAAAAGGUAAUAUUACUUGAGUCGGUAGUUUUGAGUUUCGCCGCAUCGACACUAGGUGCGUGUUUUACGUAGGCCUAGUUCCACGAUAUGUUACGCUGAACUGUGGUCCUAUUAACAAGGAAAUUGUAUUAAUGCUCGCCACUGACUUACGUUACAAUGCUUCGUUAUACUUCCAACACUAAGAGAUUUUGAGUAAAUAGAAAACAUAAAGUUUUUAACUGUAUACUCAAGCCUGGUUGGUUAAAAAUAGGUUUUAUUAUGUUGUCCAUUUACAUAUCUCUCUUAUGUCUAUGAUUUAAAGUCCACGUUUGAAUUUAAUUCAGACAUGAGAUGCUGAUCAAUUCCGAAAAAAUUGAAUCAAUCAUUAUCACAGUCCCAAUUGUUGUGAUUGACUGAAUUUAUGGUAUUUUUGUUCAUAUGUGUAUGUGCUGCACUUAAGUGAUGCUGCGUAAGUCAGUGACGACCUUAAUAAAUUGAUGCCUAAUGACAAAUUUGACGGUAAUAACUAAAAAUAGAAAGAAUAUGAAAUAUGUGAAAAUUUUUAGUACAGUAUUGUAACUAGAAAUAUUAUAAUAAAGUGAUGUUUGUAACUAAGUUGUGCUUAAAAAGAAAUCUAAAAGUUGUGACUGCGAUCAAAAUAGUUUUGCCCUAUUUUGUAGAAUAAAGGUCCUCGCAAACAGGUGCGAAACACCAGGCGGAAUAUCGGCCAAAAAUACCAACCUAAACUCUGCUGUACACUAGUACAAAUAUACUCAAGACAGUAGGGUUAGUACGACUUCGCACAUCACGAAAAUGUUACAUUUCGAGUAUCGAAAUAGCGUCAAAGUAAAAUAGACUUAAGUCUUGUUUUAAAUCUCAAAUUAGUCCAAAUAUCUCCAGCCAACCCCUAAGCGAAAUUUUGCGUGAUAUAAAAAUGCGCUGGAUGAAGAACCUCUUUUCAAAUUGUUUUAUCAGUAUACUGAAUAUAGACCUUCAAACAGGACUUCGUCUGUGUUGGUGUUAGCUGGCGGGCCUGCUCUGCCUUUUUGGAGUGUUUUAUUGGUUAAAACUGACUGGAAAGCGCUCUAAGGGGGAUGCCGUGCGUAUGU